AUGGCGCAUCUGGAGCGAUAUAAGUCCGCGCUAAAUGAGUCUCUUGACAAAUCACAGAACUUGCUAAACACCCUGGUGGAUUUAAAGAAAAAGGGAGGACUGGACGACGCGGACAUAGAGCUGCUGAACACCCUCCAUCGAGAAGUCGUUCUGGACAACGUCCAGCUGAUCAACGCCAAGAACGAGGUGAAGAGCACGUACAACAAGCUGGCCGACGAGAACCUGAAGAAACUGCAUUCUGGCCACUACCAGUUCAAUAACAUGAAAAUCCAGCGGUACAAAGGCCAGAAGCUCAGGAACGAGAGUCUGGCAGCAGAGUUUGGGAAGCUCAUCUCACAGAUCCCAGAACUGCAGCUUGAUCAGGUUUUGGACAACGAGAACACAGAGGGCCAGGAGUUUCUGAACGGGCUGCGCAAUAGCGGUCUUGAUAUCAAACUGCAGUUUGCAAAGUCGGAUUUCAGCGACCAGAUAGACGAGGCUGUUGUGAGCCGUGUGGAGGACAUUUUGAAGAACGAGGAAGUGAAAAAGUUCCGUCUUGUGCAGCUGAGUGACAAGCACUACGAGCGCGAGCGGACAAUGUUGCAGAGCAUGAGUUUGAAGUGGCAGAACCGGUUAGCAGAGCUGACGAAGUUUGUGCGGGACGACUCGUCGAGAAUUUUGAAAACAAUUGACGAUGUGAAGAACGAGCUGCGCGAGGAGCACGAGGAGGAAUUGGAAGAAGAGGAAGUGGAAGAAGAGGAGGAGGAGGAGGAAGAGCCAGAAGAGCGAGAGCCAGAAGAGAAAGACGGCCCUGUUGCAGAGCAGGAGCAGGCAGAGGACGCAGAGGACGCAGAGGACGACGUUAUGGAUGUGGAAACAGAAGCACAGAUGGCCAGUGACGAAAUAACACCAGCCGCAGAUGCCAGCCCCGACCUGGAGCUGGACGAGUAA
Molecule: messenger RNA, 930 nt
Organism: Ogataea angusta
Lineage: Eukaryota; Fungi; Ascomycota; Pichiomycetes; Pichiales; Pichiaceae
Exons: 1
Coding region: 1-930 (309 amino acids)
Source: RefSeq, a predicted model, not a curated record